CCGCCGUGCGCCCUAGAGCUGGGGGCGCAGCAAGAGCGCUGGCUCCAGUUCCAGAAGCGCCAGCGGGUGAGCUGCGAAGAAGCGGCCAAGCUCCUGCUGGACACCUUCGAAUACCAAGGGCUGGUGAAGCACACGGGAGGUUGCCACUGUGGGGCUGUCCGUUUUGAGGUCUGGGCCUCGGACGUCGUCCACGUCUUCGACUGCAACUGCAGCAUCUGCGUCAAGAAGCAAAACCGGCAUUUCAUUGUUCCGGCCUCACACUUCAAGCUGCUGAAGGGCGCCGACAACCUCGCCACCUACACCUUCAACACCCACUGCGCCAAGCACACCUUCUGCAAGACCUGCGGCGUCCAGAGCUUCUACACCCCGCGCUCCAACCCGGACGGCUACGGAAUAGCACCGCACUGCUUGGAUGAAGGCACCGUGAACAAAGUCACAGUGGAGGCGAUCAACGGCAAGGAGUGGGAGAAAGCCGUGAAAGCCCACCCCACCAUCAGAGCCAUGUCGAACCCAUGACCCAGCCAGUUCGGGACAGGUGCCCUGAUGGUUCACCUCUUCCCCUCCACCCCUCUUGAAACCCUCCUGUUUGUUCCAGGUAGAUUUAGGCAAUAAAGCUUGUAUUUUUGUAAAAUAAACCUUUUUGUGCCACCCCUUUUUUCCCCAUGAGUAAACACUACCGGAAGAACGAUUCCCCAACAAAUCUUGUUUUUUUUAAUACCUCCCUCCCUCCCAUUAAAAAGG
Pogona vitticeps (central bearded dragon) is the source of this 741-nucleotide messenger RNA. RefSeq names its product centromere protein V (gene CENPV). The record is from RefSeq and is a predicted model, not a curated record. Lineage: Eukaryota; Metazoa; Chordata; Lepidosauria; Squamata; Agamidae. Gene Ontology annotation, molecular function: carbon-sulfur lyase activity.